AUGGAGAGUGGAACAAAAUUGUCAAAGUUUGAUGAUAGAGAAAAAGUGGACUCCACUUUAUUGAAAAGCCUCGUGGGAAACCUGAGGUACUUGACUUGUACGAGGCCAGAUAUACUCUUCACAGUUGGAGUAGUAAGUUGCUUUAUGGAAGCUCCUAGCUUCACUCACUUGAAGGUCGCUGGAAGAAUUCUUCGUUACCUAAAAGGUACGAUAGACCUUAGACUGUUUUAUACUUCUUCUAAUGACUUUAACCUCGUGGGAUUUUGUGAUAGUGAUCAUGCGGGAUAUAUUGAUGAUAGAAAAAGCAUAACUAGUUUUGUGUUUUUCUUGAGUGAUUGUGUUAUUUCUUGGUGUUCAAAGGAACAAUCCAUUGUUACUCUCUCGACAUGUGAGGCUAAAUACGUGGCAACGACACCAUGUACAUGUCAUGCUAUUUGGUUAAGAAGACUGCUGAAGGAGCUCAAUUUGCCACAAAUUGAAGCCACGAUGAUUUGCGUUGACAACAAAUUGGUGCAAGCACUUGCUAAGAAUCUGCGGCACUAUUACCAUAGCAGCAGCACUGCUAUAGCGGUGGACUUGCCGCAACAGUCGCCAAGUGCAAAUGUUGGCUGA
Molecule: messenger RNA, 612 nt
Organism: Lycium ferocissimum
Lineage: Eukaryota; Viridiplantae; Streptophyta; Magnoliopsida; Solanales; Solanaceae
Product: secreted RxLR effector protein 161-like
Exons: 2
Coding region: 1-612 (203 amino acids)
Source: RefSeq, a predicted model, not a curated record